CGCCUCCUCCUCCUUGGAGAGAGGGCCUCACAGUCUCCCUUUGGAGCAACGCAGAGCCCGGGAAGCUGAGGGCAAGGGGGGCAGCCAUUGCCUGCCUCCCUGGGACGGCGCCUCCAUGAACUGCGAGGUGGAAGUGUUGUACUUUGCAAAAAGUGCUGAAUUGGCUGGUGUCCGCACUGAGACCAUUUCUGUGCCCCAACGCAUAACAUCGCUGCAGCUGUGGGAAGAAAUUGUGAAGAGGCAUCCAAGACUUGCUGCUAUACAGGACCAGGUUGUCUUUGCUGUCCGGCAGGAAUAUGUGCUUCUUGGAGAUCAGCUUCUAGUCCUUUGCUCCGGAGACGAAGUUGCCAUUAUCCCUCCUAUUAGUGGUGGUUAACUCUUGAAAAG
Messenger RNA from Sceloporus undulatus (fence lizard), 387 nucleotides. RefSeq names its product molybdenum cofactor synthesis 2 (gene MOCS2). Lineage: Eukaryota; Metazoa; Chordata; Lepidosauria; Squamata; Phrynosomatidae. The record is from RefSeq and is a predicted model, not a curated record. Bases 116 to 376 code for a protein of 86 amino acids. Gene Ontology annotation, cellular component: cytosol. Gene Ontology annotation, biological process: Mo-molybdopterin cofactor biosynthetic process. The transcript is spliced from 3 exons.